AUGAAGCUUAUUGGGCCAAACAUAGUACAUGAUGCCUUGAAAAAUGUGAAACUUAUUCAGGAACGACUUCGCAUAGCUCAAAGCCGACAAAAGUCAUACUCAGAUAUAAGACGCCGCGAUCUUGAGUUCAAAGAGGGCGACUAUGUAUUUUUAAAGGCGUCUCCAAUGAAGGGUAUCAUGAGGUUUGGUAGAAAAAGGAAUAUUAGCCCAAGAGAUAUGCUGCCUUAUCCAAUUCUUAAAAGGAUUGGGCUUGUGGUGUAUCGACUAGCUUUACUCCCAGAGUUAUCUUCUGUGCAUCUAGUUUUUCAUGUGUCCAUGCUGAAACAAUACUUUUACAACCCAAGUCAUGUACUUGAUAGACAAGAGAUAGAGAUUGAUGAUACUCUGACAUAUGAGGAGGUCCCUGUAGCUAUAAUAGACAGGCAUGUUUGUAGACUUCGAACCAAAGACGUUGCUGGAGAAACCACUCAGUCGAGGAAGCUACGUAGGAUCCCUAGGAAGCCAUGA
Nicotiana tabacum (common tobacco) is the source of this 507-nucleotide messenger RNA. RefSeq lists its product as uncharacterized. NCBI's taxonomy places the organism in Eukaryota, Viridiplantae, Streptophyta, Magnoliopsida, Solanales, Solanaceae. The record is from RefSeq and is a predicted model, not a curated record.